AUGGGUUACUAUGAUCUUGAUGACAUCUUAGCAGAUUCUGCUGAAAUUCCAUGUAAAUUUUUACAUGAUAUUCCAGGUUUAGGCUAUUUGGAGAAUAACCCUGGUGGUACGAUUCACGUCAAUACCCAGUUGAAGUUACCUCUAUGGCUGGCUCGUGUUCUAGCCAUUAUCGAUGCAUCAUCAGCAUCAGAUGACGUUGGAAAUGCUGACAUUUUUAAUACUGAACAACAAUUUACUCCAUUUCUUAACAUGCUGACACCGGAAACUUUUACUAAUAAAGUUAUUAAUGCAAUCAAGACCGAUCCAAUAUCCCUUGAUUUGCAUUCUAUUAACCCUUAUUUUUACGCUCUGGCCAUCAAAUGGAUUGAAUUAUUUAGUGAUAAAGAUUUGGCAGAAAUAGUUAGUGAUCUGUUAUUACAAAGGUCUCAAGUUAUUAAUGCUCAUGCUAAUAGUACCACUAUAUCGUAUAAUAAUAACAGCAAUAGCACUAGCUCCACUGGUAAUAAUAAUACAACCAAUAACAAUCACGCCCUGUUCACUCUAACGUUAGAUGAAUUUGAGAAAAAAAUCUAUAAAGAAGCUAAUGAUUCAUACAAGGAUAUCAAGAAAUGGAUAUAUCAAUAUUAA
Molecule: messenger RNA, 627 nt
Organism: Arxiozyma heterogenica
Lineage: Eukaryota; Fungi; Ascomycota; Saccharomycetes; Saccharomycetales; Saccharomycetaceae
Gene: PSF3
Product: DNA replication protein PSF3
Exons: 1
Coding region: 1-627 (208 amino acids)
Biological process (GO): mitotic DNA replication initiation
Cellular component (GO): GINS complex
Source: RefSeq, a predicted model, not a curated record